Messenger RNA from Babesia bovis T2Bo, 2023 nucleotides. RefSeq names its product MIZ/SP-RING zinc finger family protein. Gene Ontology annotation, molecular function: SUMO ligase activity; zinc ion binding. The transcript has a single exon. The record is from RefSeq and is a predicted model, not a curated record. Lineage: Eukaryota; Apicomplexa; Aconoidasida; Piroplasmida; Babesiidae. The coding region runs from base 511 to 1968 and encodes 485 amino acids. Gene Ontology annotation, biological process: protein sumoylation.
GUUAUAUUUCUUAUUAUCCACAUUAACUUGUGUUGCAAUAAAUGUUACACGCCAUUAAGAUUAUCAUUUUUGUUACACACAUUGUAUUUAAAAGAAUGUUUGAUCAUAUGAUGGUUAAUAAGUAAUAUACGACAUAUGCGGGAUCUUGUCUAUCUUCAAACACUAGGAAUCUCUCUACACAUCUACUAGUUUAAUUGUUACGUUUUAUAUUCUGUGUCAUGUGUAAUUUCUUGUUUUAUUGCCACGUGAUGAUCUAGAUCUGUUGUGUUUACAGGUAAGAUAAAAUCCAACUAGAUUGCUUGUGUGUCGUUAUAUAUGGCUCUUAUGAUACGGCAAACCGCUGAAUGAGGUAUAUUUGUAACACUUGUUCGGUUUUACUUGGAUAGUUGUUUUUGUGUAGGUCUGGAUGCUGCUUCGUUAACCUUUCGAUUCCGUUAAACAGCGCUGUUCGUAUUCAUCAGCUUUAUUUUCUAUGACAAAUUAGGCGGGAGUUUCACUCGGUUAGUAACAAUGACGGCGGUUGUGGCUGCUUCUACUGACUUUCAGUACUGUAUUUGCCACGGCAUUGAAGGCAGUUCUCUGUCGAGAUAUGUACGAUGCCGUUCCUGUGAAAAGUUGAGUCACCGUAAUUGCGUGGUUAUGGAUGGCCCAGAUGAAGAAUUUGAGUGCCUUUUAUGUCAGCUUCACACGUUGGACCCAUUUAACAGGGUAUUGGACUAUCAAUGGUAUGGCACUUUGAGUUCAGGUACUGCUGUGUUCAGCACUGAGGUUGAAGAUUUGGAAAAGUGGGCUUCGGAGCGUAAGGAGAUGGUUUUGGUAUCUGUACCGCUAGGUGUAUCUAAAGCUAUCCACCAAUGGCCCAAGACUUUUGAAUUCCAUGUAAACGGUGAGGUGGUUCACAGGGUGAAAGAGCCCGUUUUUGGUCACAAUCGCAAGGACAAUCCAGUAAGGGUGACAUAUGCGAUUCGUUCUGGUAUUAACCAUAUUGAGAUUCGUGCUACUUCUGGUGAAACAACAGCUCCAGGUUAUUUGAUUGUACUUAUGGUCUGUCGUCGUGUUUCAGUGGAUCAGAUUGUAUCUUCCAUUAAGAAGAAGCGCCACAUGGCCGCUGGUCCUGCCAAAGAACAUCUUUUGAGCAUGAUGAAUGACCACUGUGAAGAUGAUGAGGUUAUUUGUCUCGACAAGGGGCACAAGAUCGAAUUGAACUGUCCUAUUACAUUGGAUCGUAUGACAAUUCCAGCUCGUGGUAAGCAUUGCAAACAUUUGCAGUGUUUCGACCUGCGUGCUUACCUUCAUGUGAUGCACAAUAUGUCUACAUUCAGUGCACGCUGGAGGUGCCCUGAAUGUCCGUUGAUCGUAAAGCCUAUAGAUUUGUUUAUUGACGGUUAUGUCGAAUCUAUAUUAUCAUCGGUAUCUCGUAGUGUAUCUACUGUCCAUCUUGACAGUUCCGGGGAGUACACUGGUUUGGGCGGUUCUGAGCGUUGGGUAGACUGUGUUUACCCCGUUGAGGUUGAUGUUAACGACAUUCUUCAGGAUCAUUCUGCUAAUGGUGAAUUGCCAGUAAGUUACGGCAAACGUCUUGGUGACGCAAGCCCUCCAAGCGAACCAGAUUCCACAGAUAAACAUCCUAACGGUAAAUCCACUAAAGUAAACAGACGGUUACCACAUAUAGAGGAGAUCAUUGUUAUAGAUUCUUCCGACGAUGAAUCAUCCAGUAAUUCGUUACGUCAUUCGACUAGUGCCGGGACGUUGAUUCCUAGUAUCGGGGAAAGCUCAACUGCUCGGCCACGACCUUCCACUCCUGAAAAACCAGAUGGCACUAACUCUAACCAUAAGUCAUCUCUACCGUCCACCUUAUCGCAGCGCUUGAGUCGUUUACCUCAAUUGGGCAAAAACGCUACUGUUUCAUCCACCGUGGGUAAGCGCAAGUUGCCGGCAUCCGGUUCAAAUCCGGAUAAUGACAUAUAAGUUUUGUGCGAAAAUUAUUAUGGGUCAGUGGUAACACCGUAACCCAUAAGAAGGC